GUCAGAGAUUCCAGAAUCUUUUUUUGGAGAGAUGCUUACUUUGAAGGUUCUUGAUCUCUCUAGCACUGCUGUUGAGACUCUACCUACUUCCAUCUCUAAAUUGAAGAAUCUAUCUACCCUGCGGUUACAGCUUUGCAAGAAGUUAAAGUACUUGCCUUCCUUGGCAAACCUCAAAGGAUUGAAGAAGUUGGACUUGCACAGGGCAGGGAUUGAGGUGGUCCCACAAGGCAUGGGGAUGUUGAUAAGUCUUGAAUAUCUUGAUUUGUUAUUUUGUCCAAAUCUGAAAGAGAUUCCAACAGGAAUAUUACUUAACCUUUCCAGUCUCCAGUAUUUGGCUGUUUGUUUUUUGCGAGAAACUACAAUAGUGAGAAAUUUUGAAGAGGUUGCUAGACUGAAGAAGUUGGAGACUUUAGAAUGUAACUUUGAUGACAUACAAGACUUCAAUUCUUUUGUCAACAAGUUCAAAGAUUUCCAAAGGGCUAUUGCUUACAGUCUUCUAGUUGGGAGUGCAGAAGACAUGCUUAGAAAGAGCAAACAUGAGCUUGUAAUUAUUGAUUGCGAGAUCGGGGAAGAAUGUAUAGUGCUUCCAAAUAAGCUUGAAUAUUUGUGGAUAAUUAGGCUUAAAAACAUGGGAAGCAGCUUAAGCAAAAUAGCUCUGUUAGAAAAAGCAAAUGAGUUGAGGACAUGCGAUAUUAGCUCUUGUGAAGAGAUAGAGUGCGUGGUUGAGUUGGACUCAUCCUUCUCCUCCUCCUCCUCAUUGCGUUGUCCAGUAUUUGAUAAACUUGAAGAGCUGUCGCUUCGUGGAUUGCCUAGGUUGUGUGAACUUGUGAGAGUGGAAGGAGAAGCAACACCACCGCACGUCUUUUCCAAUCUUAAAAAGCUUUUUGUAGUGAACUGUUCGGGAAUAAGGAAGUUGCUGCCACUUGAGCUACUGCAUACCCUCCAAAACUUAGAGGAGAUUGUAGUUUUUUAUUGUCUUCAAAUGGAGGAGAUAAUAGCAUCAUUAGAUUCGGAUGCGACAUCAUCGGAUAAAUUCACUUUCACCUUUCCUAAGUUAAGGGAAUUGCACUUGUGGCACUUACCCCAAUUGAAGAGCAUCUGCAGUGCCAAAGGAGUUAUGGUUUGUAAUUCUAUUGAAACAAUUGAAAUAGAUGGAUGUUCGGAGUUAAAGAGGAUCCCUGUGCAACUUCCCCAACUUGAUAACGGCCAACCAUCUCCUCCUCUUCAUCUCAAAGAAAUCAAGAUACAAAAAGAGUCAAAAGAAUGGUGGGAAUCAGUGGAGUGGGAUCAUCCUAAUGCUAAGAACCUCCUUCAACCCUUCUUGAAAUAUAUUUAGAUAACCAUGGGAUUGAGGGUAAGGUGUUGAUCAAUUUACUACUAUUUAAUUCUAAUUUGAAUUUGCUUUGGUAAUAAUUUUUUGGGAAAUAAUUUGUUGUUGAAAAUUUGUUGAAAAUUUGGGAAAUAAUUUGUGUAGAUUGAAGUGAAGAGCUGCAAACUACAAAUGUAAAGCCACGUGCCACCUCAAUAACACAUGCCAAUAAAG
Molecule: messenger RNA, 1543 nt
Organism: Rubroshorea leprosula
Lineage: Eukaryota; Viridiplantae; Streptophyta; Magnoliopsida; Malvales; Dipterocarpaceae
Source: the annotation of a GenBank genome assembly